Siniperca chuatsi (mandarin fish) is the source of this 8875-nucleotide messenger RNA. Its product is annotated as mucin-17-like. The transcript has 10 exons. Bases 259 to 7524 code for a protein of 2421 amino acids. Gene Ontology annotation, cellular component: chromatin; nucleus. Lineage: Eukaryota; Metazoa; Chordata; Actinopteri; Centrarchiformes; Sinipercidae. The record is from RefSeq and is a predicted model, not a curated record. Gene Ontology annotation, biological process: mitotic sister chromatid cohesion. Gene Ontology annotation, molecular function: protein-lysine-acetyltransferase activity.
CAGACAUUAGUACCGUAAAUACUACUAUUUACACGCUCUGCUCUGUCUGUCUGGCUGCUGUUUUUACUGAGUUGAACAGCGUCUCGUUUCGCUCAUUUGUUGCGAGUUGGCUGCUGCUAGCGUUAGCUCCCACCACUGUGCACUUCCAGCUAGCACACUAGCCGCUCUUAGCUAGAUAACUGACCAUUUCUGUGUCUGUCAGCACAACUCCUGGUGACAACAAUGUCUGUCGACUGUUAGAUAAUCAAUAAGAAUAAAAUGCCAGCCCCAAAGAGAGGAUCAUCUCCUCAUGAUCCUCAGCCCAAGAUGAGGAAGUUGGAUGAGGAUGCCGAGGCUCUGCCAUCCAAAACUGCACCAGCUUCUAAUAAUAAGUCCCUUAAAACAGGAAAUACGCGAGAAAAGACAGCAGCCCCACGGACUAAGAAAAAACUGUCUGUUUCAGGGGAAGGGGGGAAUAAACCAGCCAAGUCAUCCAAACAGAAUUCCCCCUCAAAGGAUCCCAACAAAACCAUUUCUGACCCACCUGUCAAAAAAGCCAAGCUCCUGAAAGCCACAAGUGCCUCCUGCGGAGAAGCUCCCUCACAGACAGCUAACUCCAAAGCUUCCCUGAAGCGAACAGCCUCCACAGAGUCCGAGGAUGAGUUGAGUAGUGAUGGAAGUAAGACUGACCUCUUUAGAGAGAGGGAUGAUGGCGUUAAGGCCCGUUGCAUCCGAAAAUAUUCAAAUCGAGUCAAAGCUAAGCGCAAGGCUGAAGAGUCAUCAUCUGACCCACAGGAGACAAGCCAAGGGUCACCAUCUUCACCUACAGACCCUGUUCAGAUGGACCACAAUUAUGGUAGAUUUUCAGAUUUGUCAAGUAUUCAAAGCCUGGGUGAGGCUAAUCAGGAUGAGAAAAAAGAAUCUGCACAGUCUGCCACUGAACAAGAGAGACAAGAAAUUUCAGUUAAUGCAACACAAGCAGAGUCAAAGGAAACUUUAGUCCCUGCAGAUGAAAGUAAACAUGAGGAACUAAAAACUUUAGAAAGCCAAAAGCUCUUAGAUAAUGAAGCACUAACAUCCUGUAGAGUAAUAUUAGACUGUGUCACUGCAGCAACUGCAGAUAUGCCUUGCAUCACAUAUGAGGCAGGAGAAAAAGAAAAGAAGGAUGUUUCAGAGUCCAUUAAAAGCCAAAAAGAUGGAGAUAAUGAAACACUAGCGUCAUCAGUGGAAACAAUAUAUUCUAGCACUGGAGAGGCAAAUCCAGGCUGUGAAGUUGAAGUACAGGCAGAUGAAAGGACAGACUCAGCUUGUAGAAGUCAGACAGAUGUGAGGAGUGAAAUUGAAACAAAGGAGACCACAGAGUCUGUUUCAGGGGAGAUAAAGCUGGAUAUAAAAUGUAAAAGUAUUGAAGGAGAACAUAAAGUGCAGGGAGUGAUUGAAGCAGCCAGUAUCUCUGCAGGCCAUAGUGAUGAAGGUAUAGAAGAUAAAGCAUCGUCAAACAAAACAAACUCUGCACCAGAAGAGAUCCUGGUAGGAAGUAGUAAUCCAGAGAGUCCACCUGAGGAAAUUCUAACAACAACAGAGUCUGUUGGCAAUCCAGAGACUCAAACAGACCUCAGUUUCAAAAUUCAAGUUACUUUCAAAGAGGAAUCAAAAUCUGAACACCUGCAAGAUCAAGUGAGUCAUGAAGUGCCAGAUACAAUUACCAACUCAUGUGAUGGUGUUAAUAAAAUAGUCAGAAAGUCUGAAGAAAAGCUUGAAGAAAGUGAGAGGAAAGGAGUUGAGUUCCUGUCGAGUCAGACUGUUGCCAGUCCUGGGUCUUUUGCUGAGCUACGUCUGAGCCAAGAGGUCAUGGACAAGACGACUGACAGCUGUACGGAAAUAUUGACACCAGAUUGCGAGGCUGUUCAUGAACAAAAUCAAAGAGAAGUGCUCUCCGAUUGUGUCACAGUCUCAGAGGGUCAGCUAGACAUCGACACACAGAUUAAAAUAACAUCAGAGGAGAGGUCUGACUCAGCACAAAACCAGGGGAACCAACCAGUUAAUGACCACACUGCAGAAAUACCUAUUGAAGUCAAAGAAAAUUCUACAAGUAUAGAAGAAGAAAAUGAGAUGAAUUUUGAAUGUGCCAUUGCACCAAAUAGUCAGAUCAAAAUGGAUAUACAAGUUUCUGCAACAUCAGAGCAGGAUAUUUCUAAUCAAGCUACAGUGGAAAUACAAAACCAAAAGAGCCAGGAUGUCCAUGAAUGUGCUACAGACAUAUCUACAGAAUUUAAUGAGGAUCUGGAGGUGAACUUUGAAAGUGCUAGUGGACCUGAUAGGCAAACUACAAUGACAUCAAAGAUUUCUAAUCCUGCAUCUACAGUGGAAGUACAAAGCCAAGAGAGCCCAGAGGCCAGUGAACGCACCACAGACAUAUCUGAUAAAGUACAGAAACAUCCAGUUGCAAAUUGUCAGAGCAUCAAAGAUGAAGGCAGGGUUGAUGUUGAAUGUGUUGCUGCUGCUGAGAAUCCAAUAGAAGUGGAUGUGCAGACUACAACAACAUCAGAGGAGAUUUCUAUUAUGGCACCUACAGUAGAAACACAGGUCCAGAAGAGCCAAGGAGUCACUGAACCUGCAACAGACAUAUCUGAAAAAGUUCAAGAAGUUCUGAUGAUCCAGACUCCUGAGAUUAAUGGAGAUGAAAACAAGUUUAUUGACACAGAAUGUGUCAGUGCAACUGAGAAUCAAAGAGAAAUGGAUCUGCAGACAACCACAACACCAGAGGAGAUUUCUGAUCCAACAACUACAAUAGAAACACAAAACCAGAACGGUCAGGAGGUCAGUGAACUCACUGCAGACAUUGAAGUACAAAAAGAUGUAAUCAUUGCCAAUAGCGAGAGUGAAGAAAACAAGGACAAGGUUAUCGCAGAAUAUGUGGAUGCUACUGAGAAUCAAAGAGAAAUUGAUUUGCAGACAACUGCAACACCAGAGAUUUCUAAUCCACCAGUGGAAAUACAAAGCCAGGGGAGGCAGGAGGUCAGUGAACUCAACACAGAAGUUCAAAAAGAUCUAGUGACUGCAAGUUGUGAGAGUAAGGAGAACGAAGGCAAGGUUACUGCUGAAUGUGCUGAUGUUCCGGAGGUUCUUAUAAAUAUGGAAACUACAACAGCGGCAGAGGAGAUUUCUAAUGCAGCACCUACAGCAGAACAGCAAAACCAGGAGAUGGGGGACGUCUUUGAACCCAUUAUGGCCUUAUCAAAUGAAACUCACAAACCUCUUCCUAUGGCUAAUUCUGAAAGUAAGGAUAAUGAAAACAUGCAGACAGAGCCUAGUGCUGACGAUAUCCAAGUGGAUAUGGAUGUAAUAAGUGGAUCAAUAGAAAGGGUAGAUUCUGCAUCAGAAGAGGAAACGUUGAGGAAUGUGAUAAAUGAGGUCAAAGAAGAGCCUGCAAUUAUUUCCUCUAAUGAGGCUGACAAAAUAGUCAGUAAUAUUGAAGGACACGGAGAAGAAACUGGAAGCAAUGAAGUAAUAGUUUUUGUUUGUGGCCAACCAGAUGACAUCGAUAUUAUAAUUCAAGCAUCAGAAGAGCAGAUUAAGACAGUUAAUCAGUCAGAGGUUGAGAUUCAUGAGAACCAGGUAGUGUAUGAGCCCAUUAGCAGUCCAGAGAGUAAUGAUGAUAGAGAGAUUUCUACAGCAUCACAGAAUCAUGAUGGUGUGUCUUUACUGGACAUACAGAACACCCAGCAGAUGGAAGGAGAUUCAUCUACUAAUGACGAAAAGAGAGAAAUUUGUAACCAACAACUGGAAAAUGAGGGAAGCGUCAAGCAACAAAUUUGUGUCUCGGACAGCCAAGAAGUUGAAAUGGAAGUACGAACCAUCAGUGUGGCAGAGAGUUGUGUCUCUGAACAGUUGGAGCGGAGUAACGUGAGUGUGGAUGUGAAACAAGUUGCAGUGAUCAGCUCUAGCGAUGACAUCAGCAUGCCAGAUGGCCAGUCAGAAGAUGCUACAGAAAAAAGUGAGAGCAAUGGAUAUCCAGACUGCGUCAGUGCCACAGAGUUUUCUGAACAGGUGCAGGAGGACGCUGGACUUCGGGAGGUUGCAGACGUCACUGUGACAACAACUACUGCCCCCACUGAUGUUGAAAUACCAGAUAGUACAUCUGAGGAGUUUGUGAUCUUGGAACCAGUCCCACAGAGUGAAUUUCGCUUUGAUAUUGUCACUCAAGCAGCGGCCGAAUCGGGGUUGUCGGUCUCGCUUUCAGAGCAGGUGAAUCCAGACAGUGCUUUGGUAGGUGAAGUGGAAAAUGAAAGGAUUUUAAAUGGUUCCCAACAAACCAUCUUCCUUGAGGCAGAAGUGCAGCAAUGUCUGACAACUGGCGAGCUUAAAGAUGCAAUGACCAAUUCAAGUGAGAUAUUAGAUCUGGAGACCAGGCUUGGGACAGAAAUUUCUACUGAGGAAGGUGUUGAAGUUUUUAAAAAUUCUGACCAUUGCCAGCAACCAUCAGCUGACAUGAUGGACAUAAAUACCUCAGAGAUGGCAAAUUCUCAUGCUCAAUUCACAUAUGAAGACUGUAAUGCACUGGUGAUAGAGAAUGCCGAGGGUAACUUGGACCUACAAGAAGUGCAGAUUCUGGAGGAUAUAGAGAUCGGUCGUGAGAUCAUAGUAGCGGAGGAAGACAACGAGGAAGAUAGUGACAUUACCAUAAUAGAAAAACCCCAGGAAACACCUGAGGCAGUCGCUCCUAAAAAGUGUGAGGACAAGGUUAAUGAUAAAAAUAAAGAUGGCACUUGUGGGACCAACUUGAAGCAAAGUGGCACAACUGAAAAGACUAUAGAUGAUAAUAAGGGACAGGAAACAGGAAAACCCAAGAAACAAGAAAUGAACACACAGGCCAGAACCAAAGCCCGCCUGGCAGCUCUGGCUGAGCAAAAGGCUGCAGCGUCUAAGAGAACAGCAAACAGACAGCAGCUGAACCUCUUAGCCCUGUGUCAGGAAAUCGCAGAGGACAUUGCUACAGACAGCAUGCUGUUGAAGAGGAUAGAGGAAGAAAAACAAGCAGCGGCGGCAGCAGCUUCAGCAGCAGCAGCUUCAGCGGCAGUAGCCGCAGCCAAGGGUGAAACCAGCAAGAAGGAAAAUCAACCUGUUAACACGCAGGAUGCAGACAGUGUUAAUGUCGCGACUCCUGCUGGACCAGAAGGGUGCUCUGCUUCAGUGACCCCUGUCGAGGAGGCAUCUGCAGCCCAGCCCUCGACAGCUGAUUCAGCUGAGGCUAAGCCUUCUGCAGAGCCUCAGAAGAGGCGUUUCUUCAUCACACAGGUUUCAGUGCCACUGAAAGCCCAUGAGAAAAAGAAGCUAACAAGAUAUCAAAGACUAAGACAGGUUGAACUGCAGAGAGAGAAAAUGUCUUGGGCACGUGUAAAGAAACUUAAAUCUGACCAAGCAAAUCAGAUGUUUUCAGACAUAGAUUGGCAAGUACCCCUGUCAGCAUCCUAUCCAUUUUCAGUGAGUCCUUUGACCACGGCUCCUCCACCUGCAGCCAGUCCACCUGAAACACCUCUGCCAAGUCCUGCCUCAACUAGCAAGUCAGCAACACCCAAGGCAGAAGUUCCUGAGGUUGACACUCCUAAGGCUGAACCCAGUAAAACUGAACCCACUAAAACCGAAACCUCCAAAACUGAACCCACUAAAGCAGAAACCUCCAAAACUGAACCCACUAAACCUGAACCUGCCCAAACUGAAGCCUCUAAAACUGGGCUUCCUAAUACUGAAACCCGUAAAUCUACAAGGCAAAGUAAGGCUCAGACUCCUAAAGAAACCCCCACUCCGGUGCCCGCCCCAAAAGUAACCAGAUCAGCAGCCAAAAGGACCCUGCCGGCAGUACCCCCUCCCAUGCCCAAUGGACUCAAUGCUCAAAAACCGAAGCCUGUCGAGUACAAGCCAUACAGACCCAGGCCCAAGUAUUCCUUUGAUGACUUUGAACUAGAUGAUGACCCAUUACCAGUAGCUCCAACAAAGCCCAGUCCUCAGUCAAGGCCCACACAGCAGACACGACCUAACAUUCAGUCAAACCCCACAGCUCAAUCUAAACCCACAGUUCAGUCAAAACUCACAGUUUCAUCACAACUUGCCAACCAGGCCAAACUCAAAGCUCAGACCACACCUGCUGGACACAUCUCAGGUCAGUCAAAGCCUACUGUUGCAGCUGCAGCUCAGGCAAAGCCUGCCGUUGCAACAAUACCCCAGUCAAAGGCCACAGCUACUGCCGCAGCCUCUACAAAAGCUGCUCCUUCAACUAAAGCUCAAUUAAAGUCUCCUGUUUUGACAACACCUCAGUCAAAAGCUGUUUCAGCUCCAGGUCAGUCCAAGCCUGCUGCUUCUGCUUCACCUCAGUUAAAGCCUGCUGGUAGUGGAGGUACAGCUCAGCUCAAGCCAUCUACUUCAACAGCAUCUCAGCCUGCUGGUUCAACCACAUCUGAAACAAAGCCUGCUGCUCUGAAAGCUGAUGUUGGUUCAGUGCCUCAGAAAACCCCAAAUCCACCCUCAUCAGAAGAAAGCAAAUGCAAGGUUACUGAUCCACUUUCAUCAGCUCCCACCUCUUCCCUUCCCUCUGAAGAGAGCUCGAAAGUGUCUGAUGGCACUCAGCAGUGUGAAGAAAAGCCUGCAGUCACUAAUGUUGAUCCCUCGUCAGAAACAGUCAAGACAGCCGAGAAGACAUCGGAAACACCAUGUCAAGACAGAGCAGUAAAGUCACAAGAUGGUGGGACUCCUCUCUCUGAUGCUUGUCUGCAAAAAGAAGUCAAGAAGCUAAAGGAGGCUGACAAAGAUGGCACCCAAACCAUUAUUGAUGCUGGACAGAAGCAUUUUGGUGCUGUGCCCUGCAGUGUGUGUGGGAUGCUCUAUUCUGCUGCCAAUCCUGAAGAUGAAUCUCAACAUUUACUCUUCCACAACCAGUUCAUCAGCGCUGUCAAAUAUGUGGGAUGGAAAAAAGAGAGGAUUCUGGGAGAAUAUCCGGAUGGCAAGAUCAUACUUGUCCUGCCAGAUGACCCCAAAUAUGCUCUGAAGAAGGUUGAGGAGAUCAGGGAGAUGGUGGACAAUGACCUCGGCUUCCAGCAGGUGGAGACCAAGUGUCCCUCUCAGACCAAGACCUUCCUCUUCAUCUCCAAUGACAAGAAAGUGGGUGGAUGCCUUAUAGCAGAGCACAUACAAGAGGGGUACAGGGUGAUCGAGGAGGCCGUACCGGAGGGUUCAGAGGGAGAGAAGGUGAUGUUCGAACGUCAGAGAGCUUGGUGCUGCUCCACGACACCGGAGCCAGCCAUCUGUGGCAUCAGCCGCAUCUGGGUCGUCAGCAUGAUGAGACGCCAGGGCAUCGCCUCACGCUUGCUCGAGUGCCUCAGGAACAACUUCGUAUACGGUUCAUACCUGAGCAAAGAUGAGAUUGCUUUUUCCGACCCCACUCCUGAUGGAAAACUCUUUGCCACACAUUAUUUUGGCACUUCUCAGUUUUUGGUUUAUAACUUUGUGAGUGGAACACGCUCGCCCCAGCCCAAAACUGAUGCACUAUGACGGUCUUUGGGAAAGGUAACAAUGGAUUUAACUGAGACGCUCACUGACCAGCGGGACGCACCAUCACUAAACAGUUUCUGAUGCAGAAUCUGUAUUUGCAUAAAUUCAAAAAAUCAAAAACUGUAAAUUACUCCUUGGACAGAAAACACAUUGGUUUAAAUCUCAGGAUGAAAACAACAAGAUGUUGUUGAAAAUGUUAUCAAUUUACCCUUUAAUCCCUCCCUGAAUAGUAUUUUGAAAAAAAAGGAGUAUUUUCUUUAUACAUUUUUAUGUAAACAAUUUGUUUUAUUAGAAGUAUAGAGUUUACAUGCAUGACCUGACAGCAAUAGAAAACAAAAAGUGUUUCAUUGUUUUCCUUUCAAUCCCUGAGAAGCAUAAGGUCGACCGACUGCAUUAAAUAAAACAGUUAUUUUAGAGUUUUGUCCUCAUUCUGUUUUAAUGUUUUUUUAAUAACAUGAUGUAGUAGACAUUGUGUACAUUGAGGUUUUUUUCACGUUCAUCUCUUUACAAUUAACAGUGAUGAUGCCAUCGUCUCAAGUUGUCUUUAAGCAACAUUGAUAAAGCUUCAAGGUCACAACUGCAUGAUUGUAUUGAGCGGUUAAGGUUGAUGUUUUCCCAAAUCAGUCCCCUUGAUUUCACUGUCAUGUUUUAUUAUAACAUUUCAAACUAAUCUUCUAAAUCAGGUGAUUUAAUCAGAGGGACUCAUUUCAACAAUCUGAAAGAGAUUGGGUUAGAACUGUAGCUUGGGCAUUAAUUGUGUGCUCUAAUUUUCUCACCUUGCCUAAAAUGUUUAGUUUUCCAAGCUGAGCCAUAUACUGUACACCAUUUAGCAGGGCAUUGUAGCCUAUACUGUAUGAGUGACGUCUAUUAAUUUCACCAAUGCUGUCAUUUGUUUGUGCCUGAAUGAAUAAUGUGUGACUUAAAAUGUUGAUUUGUUUUUCUUUUUGUUUUCUCAGCCAUACGUUAUGGCUUUUUAUUGAGUUAGUGUAGAGUAUCAUCCUCCUAUUUGUAACAACAAAUUAAAAUGUAUAUCAAAUGAUCAUGUAGAUUUAUGCUUACUAUAACACAAUUUAUAUUGAAAGAUGAGCAAGGUCUUAAGGCUCAGGUGUUAACUGGUAUUUGAGUGAGGUUCAGCCUUUAUGAUUGCAAACAGGAAUAUUUGCACAGUGAUCAACAUGAGGGGUUGAGCUGAAUCUCUGCCUCUCAACACAGUGUCAUUGUAAUCCAUCCCUUAUUUUCUUCUUCCUUGUUAAACAGUUUUUAGAAGAUGUGUCGUGUAAGAAAAAGAACUUUGAUUUAUACGAAGCUGUUAUGUAAAUAUUUAUUUAAAUAAUAAACAAUGUAAAACAUU